AUCAUUGCUCCCGUAGCCGACCAUCUUGAUGAGCCUGAAAUCAUCAUUGUUCCUGAUCGCCUCUUUUACAAUGUUCCAUUUGCAGCGUUAGAGGAAAAAAGUGGAAAGUGUUUAUCAGAGUCUUUCAGGAUACGCAUCGUUCCCUCUUUGACGACUCUAAAGCGUAUUCAGGACAGUCCGGCCGACUAUCACAGUCAGAAUGGUGUAGUGAUAGUGGGGGACCCUAAUGUUGGUGAGGUGUUGUAUAAUGGCGUUCUUCGGCAGAUAUCGAGGUUGCCUUUUGCAAGUGAAGAAGCAAAAAUGAUUGGAAAACUGUUCGGUACUGAACCUCUGGUAGGAAAGCAAGCUACAAAGCAGGCGGUCCUUCAAAACAUUCAUUCGGUGUCUCUGAUACAUUUUGCUUGUCAUGGUAAUGCCGAAAGAGGUGAAAUUGUUCUUGCACCUCCACCCCUAACUGAUAGGAGACCUCAAGAAGAAAACUACUUAUUGACUAUGGAGAACAUUUCACAAGUUCAACUGCGAGCCAAACUGGUAGUCCUUAGUUGCUGUGGAGUGGUUGGAAUUGCUCGUGCGUUCUUAGGAUCCGGUGCGCGCUCAGUGUUGGCAGCACUGUGGGC
Messenger RNA from Porites evermanni, 617 nucleotides. NCBI's taxonomy places the organism in Eukaryota, Metazoa, Cnidaria, Anthozoa, Scleractinia, Poritidae. The record is from the annotation of a GenBank genome assembly.